Caenorhabditis sp. 36 PRJEB53466 is the source of this 916-nucleotide messenger RNA. The record is from the annotation of a GenBank genome assembly. Lineage: Eukaryota; Metazoa; Nematoda; Chromadorea; Rhabditida; Rhabditidae.
AUGGAAAACGAGGCAAUCGGAGGGAUCGCCGUUUUUUUGUUUUGUAAAUAUGGAUACAAACUUGCACACGGGCAAAUUGAAAAGAAAAAUGUGAAGGGAAAGAGGAAAGUGGCGAUGGUUGUGUGUAAUGUGAAAGUUGCAGGGAGGAGCCAUCGAGCACUACAGUCAGAACGAGACCGCACACUUCAACAGGAACCACAAGGUAGGAAGAGUCUACCGUAACCCCUUUUCAUUUCAGACUUCUUUUCAAAAUCGUCACUUUUUGUUAGUCAGUGUCAGCAAUAGCUAAAUUCAAUGAAAACGGCGUUUUUCCGAGUAAAAAUAUCUGAAAAAUUUAUGCUUGUUUUUUUAAAUUUCUAUGCCGUGUCGGGCCGGCAGAAUCUUUGACAAGUCUGCUAUAUCAGUAGUGCCUAUACAAUCCCUUCAGAUUUCUAAUCCAAUUAACCAAUUUCACCCGUCGAUCGAAACGUAUCAAAAAUUCGAAAGCCAGUCUAUUUUGAAACUUCCUCCUCCUCGAAAAAUAGCCGCGAAAGGUCAGCACUUCCUCUUCUUCCAGGCUGACGAACCAUUGUCCUUCGACCGCGGCAACAUACAGCAUCACAUUCCGAAUAAACUGUUGAUGGGUCGCCAGUUGGCGGAGACGAUCGAAGAGGCGAAAGUAAGAAAGCUGGAGGAGCGGGAGCAGCUGGAGAAGCAUCCGCAGGACAGAGACGUAAAAGGUUCGGGCACUUGGACUAGUCACUGAUAUCCGCACUCGCAAGACGGCUUGAUUUAAUGCCGCGCACCAGUCGUAAAUCUCACGGCACAACGAAAUACAUUGCGGCAAUUCCGAAAGUGGUUUUAACUUUGUGACGUUACAGAUCAAGAAGUCAACGAGCAGCCGAACGGCGACGAGCAGGACUACAAAGAGCACUGA